GAUUCUAGUAUGGAGGCCUGUUCUGUUAACACUCUUUUUACAGGCAUUAAAUUCCCAUCAGUCUGAAAGUGGAAUUAACUCCGAAGGAGACCCUCGCGGCAGACGCCAACCAAGAUCUAUGCGCGGCCUCUAUACUGCACUUGGUGUGUUGGAUUUAGUUGGUGGAGGGAUAAGAUUGGCUGCAGAUGCAACGAAUUUGGGAGGAUCAAUUUUAUCGGUCGCUCAGAUGCUUUCACAGCCGCCGCCACAACUUGGCGGCGGUGCUGAUAUGCAGUAUCCACAAAAUCAACAGGAUAUGCAGUUACAGAAUGUACAGAAUGUACAAGAUAUGCAGAAUACGCAGUUACAAAAUCUGCAAACGCAACCUUGUACUGCGACAUUCUCGUACUACGCUUCCAAUGGGAACCCAGUUUACCAAUGCGACUGCCCUAGUGGAACCUCGUAUCAAUACCUUAGAUGUGUGAAUCCGGAUGAAUCUGGUGCGCCAGAUGUGCAAAAUGCGCCUGAUAUGCAGCAACAGAAUGUGCAAGAUGUCCAGGAGCAGCCUUGCACACACACGCAAUCAUGCUCGUUUGCGAUGAAUUUAUUUUGGCGGAGUUUUGUUUUGCUGACGCUCCUACAGUCAUUGAACUUAUGUGAAGACAGAAGCAAUAACACAGACUCUGAAAAAGAUCCUCGGGGCGGACGCCAUUCUCGAUCUCUCGGCGGCCUUUAUACUGCUCUCGGAGUUAUAGACUUAGUUAGCAGUAUACUUGGUUUAUCUUCUAGUGCUGCUUAUCUUGGAGGAACGGCAAUAGAAAUGUCACAGCUUCUCGCGCAGCAGCAACAAGCUGCUAAUCUAGAUGCGCAAUUAGCGCAGCAGGAAAUGGGAAAUGUGCAGGAUGUGCCGGAUAUGGGGAAUAUACAAAAUAUGCCAGCGCAAUCCUGCAGUGCAACGUUUGCGUACAGAGCUUCUGACGGCAAUCCAGUUUACCUGUGCGACUGCCCUAGUGGAUCCUCGUAUCAGUACCUUAGAUGUGUAGAUCCGGAUGCAAAUGCACAACUUUCGCAGGAUACACAGCAACAGAAUGCACAAAAUAUGCAGACGCAGGAUUGCACUGCGACGCUUGCUUACCGCUCUUCAAACGGCACUCCAGUCUACUUUUGCGACUGCCCUGGAUAUGGAACUUCGUAUCAGUAUAAUAGGUGUAUAUCGCCAAAGUUUGCUAGAAACUAAACGCUGUAAGCAACAUGAUCUCACACCACGCAAUUUUAAAAACCCACGUACCUUAACAAAUUGAAC
This is a messenger RNA of Cylicocyclus nassatus, 1282 nucleotides long. Lineage: Eukaryota; Metazoa; Nematoda; Chromadorea; Rhabditida; Strongylidae. The record is from the annotation of a GenBank genome assembly.